ACCGGCGCCUGCUCCACUCCACUCCGCGUCUCCGCCUUCUCCCCCCUCCUAUAAAUCCCGCCCGCUGGACACGGCGGAUCCAUUUCUCGCAUAUUUUUCUUCCCGUUUCCCGAUUCAAGUCAGCGGUUAGGGUUCGGAGAUCUCGGCGUCGCAUCGCGGCCAUGGCGACAAGCACGCUUAGCACAGUCAUGGUGAGCAAUUUGUCGCUAAAAGCAGCACUAAGAGAUGUAAAGGAAUUCUUUUCCUUUUCUGGUGACCUUGUGCAUGUUGAAAUGCAAAGUGGCGACGAGCUGUCUCAAGUUGCCUACAUUACUUUUAAAGAUAAGCAAGGAGCUGAGACAGCCAUGCUUCUGACGGGUGCCACAAUAGUCGAUAUGGCUGUCAUCGUAACACCAGCCACUGAUUAUGAGCUACCAGCUGAUGUUUUAGCUGCUCUAGAGCCCAAAGAUGCAAAGUCCUCUGCUCUUGAGAAGGCAGAGGACAUCGUUGGGACCAUGCUGGCCAAGGGGUUCAUUCUUGGUAGGGAUGCACUCGACAAAGCAAAAGCUUUGGAUGAGAAGCAUCAGCUCACAUCAACUGCGACUGCUCGAGUAUCUUCCUUUGACAAGAGAAUUGGUCUGAGUGAGAAGAUCAGCGUCGGUACUUCAGUUGUAAACGAUAAAGUAAAGGAAAUGGAUCAGAAAUAUCUAGUCUCCGAGAAGACAAGGUCAGCACUUGCAGCUGCUGAACAGGGUGUCUCCACUGCUGGAUCUGCCAUCAUGAAAAACAGGUAUGUCCUUACUGGAGCUGCAUGGGUAACUGGUGCCUUCAGUAAGGUUGCGAAUACCGCGAACGACGUCGGGGCAAAGGCAAAGGAGAAAAUAGCCACUGAGCAGGAGGGCAAGACCGUAGCGGCCGGGUAUGCACAAGCUGACAUGUCGGACGCUCAUGAAAAGCCCAGGGAUUUGGAUGGUGAAAUCACAAAGAUACAUGUCUCUGAAAACCCUGAAGAUAUCCCCAUAUCUACCGCUGCAGUUUUCCCCAUUACAGUAGAGGAUUCCAGUGAUGCGUCUCCACCGCCACCCGCUGCUGCUCUUCCUAAGAAACCGGAACCUGCGCAGGGAUUGAUACUAUGAUGAUCUCGCUGAUACAUGAAUGUAAAUAGACAUGAGAUGGGUUGUUUAAUUCACGCUGCAACGUUGUGGUUGCUGUAUUGUAAUUCACCUGUUUGAAGGUUGAAAUUUAUCGGGACCGAAAGAGUUUGGAAUUUGUAACAGCCAUUUUAAUUAAUCAAACAAUAUUAUCAUGCA
Molecule: messenger RNA, 1289 nt
Organism: Triticum urartu
Lineage: Eukaryota; Viridiplantae; Streptophyta; Magnoliopsida; Poales; Poaceae
Product: binding partner of ACD11 1
Molecular function (GO): RNA binding
Source: RefSeq, a predicted model, not a curated record